GUGCACUCCUAUGACGGAGGAGCUUUUAAAAGCAAAGGACAGUACGACAUCAAGAAUUCGUUGGUUCCACUUCUUGAACCGUUUCAUUGCUCUUCAAGCGGAACAAAGUUCAACCUCAUUCUGAAGUGUUCUGAUGAUUUCACGCUGACCCACUUCUACGUGAGUGGCCCGGGUCCGCGAUGCACCGAGCCUGUCAAGAGCGGACUUGUUUGGGUGCUGGAGCAAGCGCCAGACGUCGAGCGCCUGAAGAAGUACGACUCCAUGUGCGCAGAGGAGCUGCUGGAGAUCGUGAAAGGUGCACACUUCGGGGUGGUGAAGUUCCUGGACACACACAAAGAUCAGGGCAAUAUCGAUGUCGGUAUCGUGGGGAUGAUCGGAUACUUCGGCAGGCACGCCAAAAAGCAGAUUCCCUUGGGGCCGUGGAUGAAGCGGUCAGUUCGCCAAGUGUGGGUCCACCCCAAUGAGCUAAAGAGUAUGUUCUCUUCCAGUGGUUGGGUGUGUGACGGGCGUGACUUCACUGGCGGGUGCCGUAGUGGCCAAACAGAUUUUCAUCAAACGAACGUCUACACCGUCACGUUUCGAUGCGCCACUAGUGGUUUCGACCUCUGCGAGAAGUGUGCCCAUGCCGACGUCUUAGAUCCUAGCUCCCAUCUACAUGCCCAAGGGACGUGA
Symbiodinium pilosum is the source of this 672-nucleotide messenger RNA. NCBI's taxonomy places the organism in Eukaryota, Dinophyceae, Suessiales, Symbiodiniaceae. The record is from the annotation of a GenBank genome assembly.